This is a messenger RNA of Racocetra persica, 181 nucleotides long. Lineage: Eukaryota; Fungi; Glomeromycota; Glomeromycetes; Diversisporales; Gigasporaceae. The record is from the annotation of a GenBank genome assembly.
AUGAGCGAAAAAGAAAAGCCAAAAAAAGAAAUUCCGACAGUAGAAGAAAUACUGGCGAAAGUUAGAAAGGAAGAAAAUUAUUCUAGCAAUAAUAAUCUUUACCCUCGGUUGAUGGAAUUAGCCUUGGCUCGGCAUAUGGAGAAGGCUAAUAAGAAAGAAUGCCAGCCUGAUAAGUGUCAGG